AUGGCGUUGGAUACUGGUGAAAAAACUAUUAUUAAUUAUGCUACUGAAGGUAGUUUUGAAGAUGUUGAACGUUUACUCAAAAAUCAUGUUCCUGUUGAUGUUCAUGAUGAGCAUGGAAUGACACCAUUACAACAUGCAGCAUUUAAAGGACAUGCAAAUAUAUGUUCUCUUCUGUUAGCACAUAGUGCUGAUGUUAAUGAUCACGAACAUGAUCAAGGUUAUACGGCUCUCAUGUUUGGUGCUCUCUCAGGUAAUAAUGAAGUUGUUCGUAUUCUUCUUGAAGCGGGUGCUAAACCUCAUCAGACAAAUCGUAUUAAUCGAACAGCUGCUCAAUUGGCUGCAUUUACUGGACAAAAACAAUGUGUUGAUACAAUAAAUAAUUAUGUAACACUUGAAGAUUUGAAUAAAAGGAAAUAUAAUAAUUUAUUUCCAGGUCAAGAAACAGAAGGUAAAUUACCGGAAUCUUGUAUGCAAGGUUUUCAACGUUUACUUAUUACAAUUAAUUUCAAUCCUGUUCAUUUGCUCAAUCUUAUUUGUAAAUAUCCAGAAUUAUAUCAAACAAAAUCAAAUCUCAAACGAAUUUCAAAUACACUUUCAUUAAUAAUUGAACGAUCAUUAGAUCCAUUUCAUACAAAUGAACCAAAUGAUACACUUGCAAUAAAAUCACAUUAUAUAAAAGCAUUAAUUGAUAUUUUAUUAGAAAAAAAUACAGAUGAUAUUGACAAAGUUUGUAGUGAAUUACGAAAAAAAUUUGCACAUGGAAAUGAAAAUGAUGGUUUUCGAAUAUAUGAAGAAAAGUUCAUUCGAGAAACUAUUCGUAAUUUUCCUUAUAAACAAUGUCCACUUCUUCAGCAACUUGUCAGACUUAUCGCUCCAAUUUCAUUAAUAUCAAAUAUUAUGCAGAGUUUGGUAUCGAAUAUAAAAGGUAAAUUAACUGGUAAUUUAUUGACGAAAACUUCUAAUGAAAAAUCAUCAUCAAAUUCAAAUGAUUCAUACGGUUUUCGUAAAAUACAAAUACCUGAAGCUAAAAUAGGCUUAGGAUCAACAGAAGGUGAUUUGAUUCAUAUGGUUAAAAAAUAUCUUGAAAUUGUUGGACUUGUUCUUAUUGUUUGGAUAAUUGGUAAGAAAAAAAAAACAAUUGUCACUUCAUUAUAA
Molecule: messenger RNA, 1155 nt
Organism: Rotaria sp. Silwood2
Lineage: Eukaryota; Metazoa; Rotifera; Eurotatoria; Philodinida; Philodinidae
Source: the annotation of a GenBank genome assembly